Bufo gargarizans (Asiatic toad) is the source of this 4100-nucleotide messenger RNA. RefSeq lists its product as uncharacterized. The record is from RefSeq and is a predicted model, not a curated record. Bases 1 to 3825 code for a protein of 1274 amino acids. Lineage: Eukaryota; Metazoa; Chordata; Amphibia; Anura; Bufonidae. The transcript has 15 exons.
AUGUCCAUUCGAGCCACCGACAACAGGCAGCACCAUCGCCAGCUGGUGACCCUGGAAGGGAAGGAAGUACAAGGGCUCCGAGAUUCCGGAGCCACGCUAACCUUGAUCGCACCUCACCUGGUUUCAGGUUCCGCUCACACUGGCGGAUCAGUGGCCGUAAGGGUGGCAGGGGGAGCAGUGUACCGACUACCCACUGCUAAAGCUCCACACCAGGAAGCUCAUCCAGUGACCACACGGCAGCAGGCUCGCAUCACGGCUCCACUAGCACACUCUGAGGCUCAGGUAAAAGACCAUGACCCCCACACGAUACGUAUGUCCUGGGAUACCCCAACUACAUUUGAGGCAGAGUUCCGGGACCGUCUGGAGGCGCUGACUCAGACUGUGCGCACCAACCUCCGGGCGGCCCAGCAGCGCCAGCGCCGAUGGUACGAUAGGGGAGCCAGAGACCGCAGCUUUCAAGUGGGGCAGAAGGUUUUGAUUUUAAAACCCGUCCGCACAGACAAGCUGCAGGCCAUCUGGCAAGGCCCGUACCAGGUGGUGGAACAGAGAUGUGACACCACCUAUGUGAUUGGCCCCUGCUCAGGGGUAGGGAAGAGACGCAUGCUCCAUAUAAACAUGCUCAAACCCUACCAUGAGAGGAUAGAGGACGUGGCGGCGAUAUGCGCCUCAGCCUCUGAGGAUCAGGAGAAUCUGCCCCUACCUGACCUAUUAGAACAGGAAGAACAGACAGAGCCCUCCAAGGGGGUUCGGCUGGGGGAGCGGCUAAGCCCUCAGGAGCGUGCCCAGGUACAAGAGCUGAUUGUAGCUAAAGGGGCUACCUUCUCCAAUUUGCCUGGGUACACUCCGCUGGCCACCCACCGAGUCGAAACCCCGGGACAGCUACCUAUGCGGCAGACUCCAUAUCGCGUCCCUGAAGCAGUCAGAACCCAUAUGAAAACUGAAAUUGACGAGAUGUUGCAGCUGGGGGUUAUCGAACCUUCCGAUAGCCCCUGGGCAUCGCCGGUAGUGCUGGUACCCAAGAAGGACGGCACGACACGUUUCUGUGUCGACUACCGGAGGCUAAAUGACAAAACGGUGUCUGAUGCCUAUCCGAUGCCUCGGAUAGACGAGCUGCUGGAUAAUAUGGCACGGGGCCAGUAUCUCACUACCAUAGAUCUAUGUAAGGGAUACUGGCAGAUUCCACUAGCCGAGGAUGCCAUCCCCAAGUCAGCGUUUGUCACCCCGUUUGGCCUGUAUCAAUUUCGGGUCAUGCCAUUCGGGAUGAAAAACGCUCCGGCAACUUUUCAGCGGAUGGUCGAUCGGUUACUGGACGGAUUCCAGGAAUACGCCUGUGCCUACUUAGAUGACAUUGCUAUAUUCAGCCAGACCUGGGCAGAGCACCUACAACACAUAGGGGCCAUCCUAGAUCGUAUUGGAGAGGCAGGAUUAACGCUGAAACCCAGCAAGUGUCAUAUAGGGAUGGCCGAAGUGCAGUACUUGGGCCACCGGGUGGGGAGCGGGCAACAGAAACCGGAACCAGCUAAAGUGGAAGCUGUAGCUAAAUGGCCCACUCCUAGGACAAAAACCCAAGUGCUAGCGUUUCUGGGUACCGCAGGGUACUAUAGAAAAUUUGUGCCCAAUUAUAGCGCCCUGGCCAAACCCCUGACUGACUUGACGCGUAAGAAUCUUCCUCGACAGGUUGUCUGGGCCCCAGAGUAUCACAACCCGUUGGUGUGGCUAAACCGUGUGGCUGGAGACAAUGCCCGGCUGCUGCGCUGGAGUCUGGCGCUGCAGCCGUAUGACUUUACCAUCCACUACCGCCCAGGGAAACAAAUCGGUGAUGUGGACGCUGUCGUCGAUGUGCCAGGAAUCACCGGGAGAUCGGUUCUAUUAGCAGUGAAUCCUCCGCCCCCAGAAAAUUCUGGUUUGACCUGGAUUUUUAAGAACCAGAUUGUGGCUAAUAAUCUUCCUCCUCCUCCUGUUUGUGACGAUCAUUUGAUAGGAAAAUGUCAGUUUUAUGAGAACGGAUCCCUGAGAAUCGACAGCGUCUCCUCCGCUAAUGAAGGGAAUUAUACUCUGACUGUACGAGCUUCGGGUUCUACAACAACUGAACGUACAGAAUACCGGCUCCGGGUGUACGCUCCUCUGGAUAAACCCGUCCUCAGGAUUAGAAUGGACUCCAUGUAUGUCGUUAAUGGCACCAAUGUGACCCUCCUGUGUGAUGCCGGUGGUCAGACUGUGACUACUUACACCUUCUACCGAGACCAGACGCCUAUAUGCAUCGGGCCCCAUGUCUUCUGCAGCGGAUCAUCCCUGGACUUCACCCCGAUAUCUGAGAUUUACAAUGGGCACUACACCUGCCGCAUCGAGAACCCGGUCAGCUCCAACCUCAGCGACCCCAUCAAUGUGACCGUAUCAUAUCGUAUAUCGGAUAUAUCACUGACGGUGAACACAUCAGCACUGGUUUGGCCGGGAUUAGACUCAGUGUCUCUGCGCUGUUCGGCUCGCGGUACAAAUGUCAGCUACUCCUGGAGCCUGGACGGGGCGGCCCUGCCUCCGGAGCCACAUUACGUGCUAAGUGCAGAUAGAAGCGUUCUCACCAUCAGCCCGGUGUCUUCUAAGGAUAAUGGAUCCUUCACCUGUACAGCCGCGAACAGUAUAAACAACCUGACGAGCCCCGAAGUCCUCCUCCACCUCGGCUCCCCGGUCUCAGCAGUGACUCUGAGCAGUAACGCGUCCUCCGCAGAGCUCUGGGCAGGACAGGACUCGGUGUCUCUCCAUUGCUCAGCUCAGGGUUCAGCCAUCACCUUCACAUGGAGCCUGGAUGGAAAACCAGUGUCCUCAAAGCCUCCAUAUUACAUUACUGAGAGCAAGUCUCCUCCGUACUCCAAUCUGACCUUCAGCCCGGUCUCCGGGACCGACGGUGGACCCUUCACCUGUACAGCAUCCAACCUGCUGAAUAGCUCCACCAGCAAUGAUCUCAGCUUCAAUAUCAACUGGCGCCCGGAUGGAGAAAUGUCUUGUCCGGUAACUUCCAAUGGGGAUAUUUUGAGCCUUGUCUGCUCUUGGGAAAAUGGUCGACCUCCCGCCAAUGUGACGAUGACACUUAACGACACAACAGGGAUGAGUCCAAACAUCGUGACCAGGAAUGUGUCCUCCAAGACUCUGAUCUUGGGCUCAGUCCUCAACUGCACUGGUGAUCAGCUGGGGAAGACGUCAAUCUGUCAGAAGAUCCUGGAGCCUCCAUAUUCUCCAGUACAUAAUAAUACAAUAGAAGUAGUACCAGAAGGAGGUAGUGUCACCCUGACUUUAUAUGUAACGGCGAGACCUACUUACCGUAUACCUUCUAAGAUCCUCCCGGCGACCUUCACCUGGUAUAUGAACAAGACGGAAAUAAAGAGCGGUGUCACCUCCACAAAUUAUUCAUCCACCCUCCACAUCUCCGAGGUGACACAGGCGAAUUCUGGAAGAUAUGAAUGUACCACCAGAAAUGUGAUCGGGAGCGAGACCUUCAUCUUCAAUGUCAACGUGACUGCAAAAGUUGUUCCUCCUAAAAAUGGCCUUAGUGGUGGUGAAAUCGCCGGCAUCGUCAUCGGCAUCCUCGCUGGGCUGACCAUUAUUGGGAUCAUCGUCUUCUUCAUUGUGAAGAAAAGGUCGCAUACUGGUGACGCUGCACGGAACAUUUAUGAAAAUGCAGAUUUCAGACCAGACCUCACCUACGAAACUAAACUGCCGGGAGCGAUGGUCACUCCAGCAACACAAAAGAAGGAAGAAUCUAAUUAUCAGGAACUCAUGCCUCAUAAUGAAGCAGUGUACCACAAUGUGCUGCCCGGCCCCCGACGAUGAGUGCGUUUUUGAACACCUUAAAGAAGAUCUCCAGCAAAACACAACUGUUCAUCGCUGCAGCCCCCACCUGAUGGCGCUCUGCACUCUCUUCUGAGACAGUCAUGCUACUGGACACUGCUAAUCGUUGGCUUGCAUGGUGCUAAAGAUCUCAGCUUGUUAUGGGCAGACUCCAUAGUAGUGUGAUGUGAAGCCCCCCUGUUAUGUGUCUUAUUAAAUCCUGGAGGCUGGCUGUUCUUUCACCAGACUUCUAACAUUCAGCAUGGCGCGUGUCUGUC